Nematostella vectensis (starlet sea anemone) is the source of this 1805-nucleotide messenger RNA. RefSeq names its product protein YIPF6. The record is from RefSeq and is a predicted model, not a curated record. Gene Ontology annotation, cellular component: membrane; trans-Golgi network. The transcript is spliced from 6 exons. Bases 133 to 789 code for a protein of 218 amino acids. Gene Ontology annotation, biological process: endoplasmic reticulum to Golgi vesicle-mediated transport. Lineage: Eukaryota; Metazoa; Cnidaria; Anthozoa; Actiniaria; Edwardsiidae.
CAACAUUUCUAGGGAGCAUUCGACGCCCCUUGAUAUUUCUUUUACCACCAUCCCCUCCCCCUCCGAUAAACUUAUCUAGAGAAGCCCGCGAAUACAUUCAGCGGCUUCACAAAAAGGGGUCAAAGAACCAAGAUGGCGGCCAGUGAUGGCGGUUUUGUUCCUACGAACGUCAGCAUAGACGUAGAAGGAGACAUCACUGUACCGGGAGCACCAGAAGAAGACGAAGAACCGAGCACACUAGAUGAACCUGUUACCGAAACACUUAGACGCGAUUUGAAAGCAGUUGGCCAGAAAUUUUUCCAUGUUUUGAUUCCAAGAAGAAGUAAAGCACUGCUAAGGGACUGGGAUUUAUGGGGUCCGCUCAUCCUAUGUGUGUAUCUGGCCAUGAUGCUACAAGGGCAUAAAGUUGCAGAUAGUAACAAUGAUGGAGGGCCACAGUUUGCUGAAGUAUUUGUUGUUGUUUGGGUCGGAGCAUUUGUCAUAACUAUCAACUCCAAGCUUCUUGGUGGACAAAUCUCAUUUUUCCAAAGUGUUUGUGUGCUUGGAUAUUGUAUCCUGCCUCUUGACAUAUCAUUAACUGUUUGUCGGCUCAUUCUCCUUGCCAAGCAAAAUUUGGCUCUCUUUAUUGCCAGAUUUGUUGUUGUUCUUGGAGGGUUUGCAUGGGCAACUGUAGCAUCCAUUGUUUUCCUUGGAGACAGUCAGCCUUCUCAUCGCAAAGCACUUGCAGUGUACCCUAUCUUCCUAUUUAACUUUGUCAUAAGCUGGAUGAUAAUAUCAAACUCUGGUUAGCAGAUCACUUAUGGAGCAAUAUUUAAAGAGUAGUGUUAUCAAUUGGUUGGGGAAGAGAGGGAUGAGAAUGGUUGGGUAACAUGUUUUUAGAAUUACUGUAAGAUAUUUGUUCAUCAGACUAAAAUCACAAGAGCAAUAAAAACUGGAUAGAUGUAUCACACAUUUAGGGUUUCGAUACUUGAAGUUUAAGGUGACACAACAAUAACAGGUACUUUAGGUGAGAGCAGUGGCAAUGAUAUAAGGGAUUGUCGGGUGUGGCUGCUCACCCCUUUUCUAUGAAAUUGUAAAGAAGAACAUUGAUAUGAGCACAUAACAUCUGAAAGGAUUAGGAAUGUCAAUCGAUCCACUCCAAGUGAAAAUCUCAUGAAGAAAAAAAUACAAAACUACCUACAAGCCAAAAUGGAAUACAGUUGGCUAAGCUUGUAAAUGUUGAAAAAUAAAUAAUGAAACGAUAAAAAUCAGAUGUCAAAUGGUGAAAACCAUUAUCAUAUAGAUGGGACAUGUGUUACUUAUUUCACAAUAGCCUGUAUACAGGUUUCCUCGCUAUGCAAGAAAUAUUGAAGGACUGUACGGUUAAUUAAUGCUCCCUUCUAAAGAUAUUCACUUUGGUAGCCAUAGUAAAGGGUAAUAAUGAAGCUGUAUUUAUACAAGACUUUGCAAUACUUCUAAAAGAAAGAAUGAAUGUGGCAUUUUUAUAAACUAUAGUUUUUUAAAGGUCAUCUCAGCCAAUGAGCCCAAGGUUUUUUAAGCAGGGGGAUGCUAUUACGAAAUGUAGACUGCAUUUUGGAAUAAAAUGCUUUGCUUAGCAACUUUAGAUGGCAUUUAGAUGGCAUAAGUUUCCAUUUACCAAAUUCAUAGGUCUUGAUUUAGCCAGUGGGUUAGGAUAGAAGUAUCCCCGCUCUAAAUGUCUUGGAGCCUAUGCUCAGGCUGAUGUAAAAUAAAGGCGAAACUUAUUUAUAAAUAGGUACAGUAUCAGUUGUGAAGCAAAACACAAAAAUAAAGGUAUAUUGAAAACC